AUAUAGUGGAUACAGGGUCCUGGGAGACCAGAUAUAGUGAAUGCAGGGUCCGGGGAGACCAGAUAUAGUGGAUGCAGGGUCCGGGGAGACCAGAUAUAGUGAAUGCAGGGUCUGGGGAGACCAGAUAUAGUGAAUGUAGGGUCCGGGGAGACCGGAUAUAGUGGAUGCAGGGUCCAGGGAGACCAGAUAUAGUGGAUGCAGGGUCCGGGGAGACCAGAUAUAGUGAAUGCAGGGUCUGUGGAGACCAGAUAUAGUGAAUGCAGGGUCCGGGGAGACCGGAUAUAGUGGAUGCAGGGUCCGGGGAGACCAGAUAUAGUGGAUGCAGGGGUCCGGGGAGACCAGAUAUAGUGAAUGCAGGGUCCGGGGAGACCAGAUAUAGUGAAUGCAGGGGUCCGGGGGAGACCAGAUAUAGUGAAUGCAGGGUCCGGGGAGACCAGAUAUAGUGAAUGCAGGGUCCGGGGAGA
This is a messenger RNA of Staurois parvus, 464 nucleotides long. Lineage: Eukaryota; Metazoa; Chordata; Amphibia; Anura; Ranidae. The record is from the annotation of a GenBank genome assembly.